AUGGCGAAAAGGAAGAGAGAUCCUCAGAACAAUUACGAAGAGCAGAAACAAAUACAGGGAAACCCAAUCGAAGAGCCACCAGAGGAAGCAGAGGAUAAGCCCGUCGUCGCAGACGGGGAGGAACCGAAUGAAGAAGAGCAGAGCUUCGAAGAAUUGGGUUUGGAUUCUCGCCUCAUUCGCGCCCUAUCGAAGAAAUCAAUUGAAAAACCAACUCCGAUUCAGCUUGUCGCCAUUCCCCUUAUCCUCGAAGGCAAAGACGUCGUGGCCCGUGCGAAAACCGGCUCUGGGAAAACAUUAGCUUAUCUGCUUCCACUGCUUCAAAAGCUUUUCGCUGAGUCGCCUUCGAAAAAGAAUCUUGCCCCUGCAGCUUUUAUUCUUGUUCCCACUCGAGAGUUAUGCCAGCAAGUUUACUCAGAGGUUAUGUCGCUAAUAGAAUUAUGCAGAGUGCCAUUGAAAGCAAUCCAGUUGAAGAGUAUGAUGUCCACUUCUGAUUUGAGAACAUCAUUGGCAGGGCUUCCUGACAUCGUUGUGUCAACUCCUGCAUGUGUACAAACAUGCUUGAAAAAUGGCAUCCUCAACUCUAAAGCUCUUCAAGAAUCCCUUUCGGUUCUAAUCCUUGAUGAGGCAGAUCUUCUCUUGUCGUAUGGAUAUGAGGAUGAUCUGAAGGCACUAACAGCUCAUGUUCCAAAGCGUUGCCAAUGCCUUCUCAUGUCUGCUACGUCAAGUGAUGAUGUUGAAAAGCUGAAAAAGCUUAUUCUGCACAAUCCGUACAUUUUAACCUUACCUGAAGUGGGAGAUGUAAAGGAUGACAUUAUCCCAAAAAACGUCCAGCAAUUUUAUAUUUCAUGCAGUGCCCGCGAUAAGCUUGUGCAUAUCCUUGCUUUGUUGAAGUUGGAGCUGGUUCAAAAGAAAGUGCUGAUUUUCUCUAAUUCAAUUGACAUGAGUUUUAGACUGAAAUUGUUCCUUGAACAGUUUGGAAUCAAAUCUGCAGUUUUAAAUGCUGAGUUACCUCAAAAUUCCCGUCUACACAUUCUCGAGGAAUUCAAUGCUGGUCUUUUUGAUUACCUAAUUGCAGCUGAUGACAGUCGAUCAGCAGAGGAGCAAAAUGACAAGGAAAGUCAUGCUCCUCCAAAAAGAUCUAGAAGACGUAAACAGAAGUUGGAUGCGGAAUUCGGUGUAGUUAGAGGAAUAGACUUUAAGAAUGUGCACACGGUGAUAAAUUUUGAUAUGCCUCAAACUGCUGCCGGGUAUGUGCAUCGGAUUGGACGUACUGGAAGGGCAUAUAGUACUGGUGCGUCUGUAUCCCUGGUAUCCCCUGAGGAGAUGGAGAUCUUCGAGGAGAUAAAAUCGCUUUUGGGUGAAAAUGGCGAGCAGGAUUCUAAAUUCAUUGCUCCUUUCCCUUUGCUUACUAAGAAUGCUGUCGAGUCCUUGCGAUACAGAGCCGAGGAUGUUGCAAGGAGUGUAACGAAAAUUGCGGUGAGGGAAUCACGUGCACAGGAUCUAAGAAAUGAGAUUCUCAAUUCUGAAAAGUUGAUGGCUCAUUUUCAAGAUAACCCUAAGGACUUAGAUCUAUUGAAACACGACAAAGUUUUGAGCAAAAAGGAACCAGCGCAUCACUUGCGUGAUGUGCCCGAUUACUUACUUGACCCGACAACACAAGAAGCUAGCAAGAUUGUGAAGCUAGCUCGCGCUGCAAUGGGAAAUGCAAAACCUAGCCGCCGGAAAGGGCUCAAAGGGAAAUCUAAUAAAAGCAGAGAUCCCCUUAGAACAUUUUCAGCUGAGGGACCAAAGCGGUCGCAUAGAGGUGGGAGUAAGAGAAAAGGCCCAAACAGGGACAAUGGUCAGUGA
Messenger RNA from Striga hermonthica, 1848 nucleotides. NCBI's taxonomy places the organism in Eukaryota, Viridiplantae, Streptophyta, Magnoliopsida, Lamiales, Orobanchaceae. The record is from the annotation of a GenBank genome assembly.